UCGAUGAAUACAUCUUAUUUGUUGAAGCAUGCGCCAUGUGUUUCUUAUGACGAGUUUGCGAGGGGAACAAAGAUGGCUAUGGAUCUAUCCGCCAUUUUCUAAAGUGAGAUAGAACAAGUUGUUUGUGAUAAAUUUUGGGAAAUUUAUGCCAUAUUCGUGAAAUUUUCAAAUCCAAAAUAGUUAAUAUUGUAGUUCUUAAAGUGUACAAACUUUGCAAUUGAAGCACAAAGCCAAAUUUUAUGUAUUUCGACGUAUCCUACGUACGCGUCUCCUAAGGAAGAUCUAUUGUGUGAGAGAAGGUUUUUGGCAGUUUCGACUGUCAAAUUAAGCAUUUUCAAUGAUGUUUGAUCCAAAUACCAUCACCACGCAACAAUCCCAAAUACAAUACCAGCAGCCACAGCAAAAUGACAAGGAUAAAGAGCAGGGCCAGAAGGACACCUUUGCUCCAUUUUGUUACAGCAAUGUCAACUUGAUCCACAAAAUUACACCUAAUACUACUCAAAACCACAACUCCACUGUCAACAUGUCACAGUUAACUGAUGACAAGUGUUAUAUAACUCAACCAUUCAGCUAUAAUUACACACUUGUCAAUCAGAACUUAUUAACUCAAAACAUAACUUUUAAAUGUGAUUGUUGUGGAUUAAUGUUUGCACACCUUUCGUUGCUGAACCACCACAAAAAGGUGCAUCAUGGACAAACUGACCAAGGCCAGGGGCAGCAACCACAAAUUACUCUUCAGGUGCAACAGCCGCAACAACAGCCAACGCAAAUCCAGAUAGUAUCAGCAGAUCGAAUACGCUUCUCAUGUGAAGAAUGUGGCCAUACAUUUGGAACACAAAACGACCUAAAAACACAUAAAAUACAGUCGCAUCAGCCUCAAGCUCCACAGCAGGUACUCAAAACGUUCCAGGUGCAACAGCAGCCUCAGCCGCCGCAAAAUACUCUUAAAAUAAAAAAUUGCGAGUCGUGUGGAGCACCAUUACCGCAGGACAAUAAUAAGAAAAGGGCAGUGAUGAAGGUCAAAUGCGAGAAUUGUCUUAGUGCCGAGGCCAUACAGCCACAGAUUUUUGUAGUAGCAGCUGCACCUGACACGUCGGUUAAGUUCGAGGAAAGUACUGGCACGCAGACGCAAACGCAGGCCUUGGGAACGCAAAACACAAUUCCGAUAGGAGUAAAGAAUAAUCAUCCAGUGAAGAGAAGAGGAGUAGCCAGCGUCACCAAAUGUACCAAAUGUAACGGUAGUGGUAUCAUAUUCAUUGGUGGUUCCAAGAAUCAGCAAAACAAUGUAGACAAACCUUUUCAUUGUAAUAUUUGCAACGGUUCCUUCAGCAGGUACUCUUCUCUAUGGUCUCACAAAAGGCUUCAUACUGGUGAAAAAAACUUUAAGUGUAAUAUUUGUGGUUUAGCAUUUGCAAAAGCUGCGUACCUCAAAAACCAUUCCAGAAUACACACAGGAGAGAAACCGUACAGGUGCAAUGUAUGCGGUAUGCAGUUUUCACAAUCGCCACAUUUAAAGAACCACGAAAGGAUACAUUCAGGGGAACGACCAUAUAUCUGCGAAGUAUGUGAUAAAUCUUUUGCUAGACAUUCCACGUUAUGGAAUCACAGACGGAUACACACAGGAGAAAAACCUUAUAGGUGUGAUAUCUGCGGCUCGUGCUUUAAUCAAGCGACCCAUUUGAAAAACCAUGCAAAAGUACAUUCAGGCGAGAAGCCAUUUAAAUGUGAUAUUUGUUCAGUAGGAUUUUCAGAUAGGUUUGCGUUGAAGAGGCACAGAAACAUCCACGAAAAAUACGGUAGGACCAAACCACAGAUAUCCUCGAGUGCUGACGAUGCUCAGCAGAAUAACACAUCUUCCGAUUCCCUGACUUCCUCUGCUAAUAUGGCUUCUGUAGCACAAGACGCCGACCACGAAGAAAUCGUAGAAACCAAAUAUGAACAAAAAUACGAAAACGUCGACGGUAGUGAUAUGGAAGAAGAUAUGACGGAUAUAACUGAGUUGCAGGUCACACUGCACUAAUAUACACGUGAUUUUUAAAAUGCAUAAUCAAAAUGUCUGAUUUAUUUUUAAUCGGGAGAAGAAUGGUUCGAUAGUUUCGUUAACUGUGGCUUACACUUGUUUCACUAAAAUGCUCUUAAGGGGCCAUCCUAGUGUAAAAGUACGAAAUUCAUAUAAAUUUUUGGGAAUUUCUAAAAUUAAACGUACUGUACCAAUUGUUUUGGUAACAACAAUUUUGAUACAAUAAUAUUGAAAAUUAAACGAUUUAUGCGCCAUCUACUGGCAGCGUGAAAAUAAAAACAUAGCUCCACUGCUGCAGUGAUUGGGACUAAUAAAGAUCCUGAAACAUAAAAUUUCAAAGUUAUUAUUGAAAUAUAACUUAUUUUCUAUACCAUCAACUAGGGGAUUUUUGAUCGGAUAAAAAAUGUCAAUUUGGCGGUUUUUGAAACUGAAAAUGUUUUAGCUAAUUAAAAAAAAAAUUUUCAACACUUCGUCAUUUUUGCAAGUUUUAAUAUUUUUCAAAAAUCCUAGUUGAUGGUAUAAGAAAUAACUUAUAUUUCAAUAAUCACUUUGAAAUUUUAUGUUUCAGGAUCUCUAUUAGUCCCAAUCACCGCAGCAGUCGGGCCAUGUUUUUAUUUUCACGGUGCCAGUAGAUGGCGCAUAAAUCGUUUAAUUUUCAAUAUUUUUUUUAUGAAAAUUGUUUUACGUGUACUUCUUUUUAUAGUAAAUGCUCGUGCAAAUUUUAAAAAUAAUUGAUACAGUACUUUUUAUUUUAGAAAUUCCCCAAAAAAGUAUAUGAAUUUCGUACUUUUACACUAGGAUAGCCCCUUAAAUCAUUUUAUACUCUACUAUUAGUUUCGUUGUUAUAUAUUUGAUUGUUUCCAUUUAAAUUAAAAUAUAGCUACAAUAUAUAAGCCUUAAGAUUUUCUGAUAUGUUCUAUCUUAGUUCAGUAUCAGAAAGCAUCCCAUCGUAGUACAACCUAACUACUAGUUUAUUUUUUUAAGAUCCAAUCUGGUAGUUUCGUCUUUUAUGCUUAUCUGUGAAGAUAAGGUCAAAUAAAGUGGUUAGUAAUUCUAAAAAAUAGUAUAUAGCAGAGACAAUAGGAUAACUAUGGUAAGUGACGUUCCAAAAAAUGAAUUCAAAAGUGAAGUAUAUUAUGGAAUUUUUGUUGAAUCGUUGUAAGCAACGUACCAUACAGGGUUGCGAAAAAGACUGGCAACACGUUAUUUUCUCGGAAACAGCUAGAACGAUUUUUAUAGAUUUUGGUGGGUAAGGGUCUUUUAAUGCGGCCGAUAUCAUAGUGCUAAUUACAUUGUUGUCAAAUUGUCCGUUUUUCUGGAAAUCUACUGAACUUUCUUAUUUCAAAUGGAACACCCUGUAUAUUUUUUAAGUUUUUUAAUCCUUAAGGGAUACUGAUUAUUUUUCAUAUGAUAUUCCCUAUACCUAAAUGCCAUAAUUUCGGAGUUAUUGCUACAUUUAUUAAAAAACAAUUUAAAAAAUUUAUAAAAAUCAAUUUUUUCGGCCCGGGUAGACAUUAUUUUAGGUUCUUUAGAUCAUUGGGAACAAAAAAGGUCUUUUGUAAUUUUUCUCUAAAAUUAAUCGUUUUCGAGUUAUAAACAAUUUAAAACUGAAAAAAAAAACGAAAAAUGACGAUUUUCAAGGUUCAAAAACAGAAGCAAAAAAAAUAAUUUUUGAAAUUACAAACUACUUAAAUUCAAGAUCAAACCUUCUAUCAGACACCUAUAAGAAUUUUUGGCACGUUUUAUUCUAAAAUAUUGUUUUUUAAAUUAUUAAUGAAGCGCAUAUGAGUCAACGGACGAUGGGGCUGCAUUAACAACUAAAAAAUAAUAUUUUAAAAUGAAACAAGGCCAAAUUGCUUAUCGGUAACUGAUAAAAUAAGGCUUAAACUUGAAUUUAGGCACUUCGUAGUUUCAAAAAUAUUAUUUUUUACUUGUGUUUUUGAACCUGGAAAAUCGUCAUUUUUCGAUUUUUUUUUCAGUUUUAAAUUGUUUAUAACUCGCAAACGAUUAACUUUAGAGGAAAAUUGCAAAAUACCUUUUUUGUUCACAAUGAUUCAAUGAACCUAAAAUAAUGUCUACCCGGGCCGAAAAAAUUGAUUUUUAUAAAUUGUUUAAAUUUUUUUUUAUAUAAAUGUAGCAAUAACUCUGAAAUUGUGGCAUUUAGGUAUAGGGAAUAUUAUAUGAAAAAUAAUCAGUAUCGCUUAGGAGUUCCAAAACGCAAAUAAUAUACAGAGUAUUCUAUUUGGCAUAAGAAAGUUCAUUAGAUUUCCAGAAAAACGGAAGAUUUGACUACAAUGUAAUUACCACUAUAAUAUCGGCCGUAUUAAAAGACCCUCACCCACCAAAAUCCAUAAAAAUCGUUCUAGCGGUUUCCGAGAAAUUACCGUGUUGCCAGACUUUCUCGCAACCCUGUAUAUAUACCAUAAUAGUGAUGUGAUUUCAACGCCGCAUAAUAUUAGAUUUGUAUAUGUACCACAGUUUAUUUACAGUAUACAAAAGACAGAAUAAUAUUUUUACCUAAACAGCAAAUUUUUACCGGUCAUUUUACUUGGACUCUGUAUCUGUUAGGUGGGUUGCGAUGUUUAUUGGCAAAUGUGUAUGAAAGAUCACGCAUUAACUUACAAUGAUUUCCUUGUUUUAAUCAACAAAUAUCUUUCUGUCUGUCCCGUUUGAAAGACGGGCAUUUAAGUAGUACAUACAUGGGUUGUCUGAUAAGUACAUAGCCUCUCCUCCCGAUGGCGCCACUAAUACAAAAGAAAUACCGUGUAAUACAUUCUUGUAGACGGCCUAUGUCAAAAUAAUCUCAGCCGGAUCGGACUAGUAGUUUGUAGAAAAAUGAAAAAAGAAUAUCGGUCGGUGAUUGGACUCUUGUUUUUGGAAGAAAAAUCCCGCAGCGAAAUCAAAAAGCGCUUGAAUGCUUUGUACGGCGACUCUUCUCUUUCGAUGGGACCGUCAAAAAUUGAUUUAACGAGUUUCAACUUGGUCGCACAUCGAUUUUGGUAAGUCACUCCCAGGCAGAGCUGGGCCGGGUACUGAUAAAUUGUACUCGGGUACAGAGUACCGGGUACUUUUCAUAUUUGAGGAACGAGUACAGAGUACCGAGUACAUUGCUCAAAAAAAAGUACUCAGAGUACAAUACUCAAAGUACAAUUACCCGAAUUUCUCAGGUACUUAUUUCUAGUACAUUUGAAUAUAGAACCCGAAAAAGGGUAAGAAGGUAAUAAUGAUCUCUGUCUCCCUAAACAUGAGCCAUGAAAACAUAAAAUAUUUAUAUCUAUAUAAUAUUUAUGAACCAUGAAAACAUAAAAUAACAUACAACCCCAACUUAAAUAAAAAAAAAUAAGAAUUUUAAAAAUUGAUCAUCGAUUAAUACAAUAAAACUUGUCAGUAACGGCCACUAAAAAUGAAGGAACUAUUGGCAGAUAUAGAAAGGUGGCCGGUAUUUCCAGUUUUUGUAGUCCACAAAUACAUAAAAGAUAAUUGGAACUUUGUUUAUUUUGUUAAUGAAAAUCAAUAUAAUUCUAUACAUAAACGGAAACUACUAAAACUACUUUAAUAUCCUAAUAUAAUACAAAACUAUACUACGGAAAAACAUAUUGAUGUUAAGCUUUUUUAAAGAAUUUUUCAACCCACUUUUAUUUUUUUAUAUCCUUUGAUAAUUUGAGUUUUUACACCAUAUUUUUCGGCCAACUUUUGUGAAUUGUAAUCAUACUUAUAAAUAGUGACAAACGUUUCUCUUUUACAACACUUUUACCACAUUUUAUUAUAGGAUUUUAAGAACCUAUUGUGGCCACCGACCCGAUGAAGGUUUUAAUCUCCUGUUUAGGUAGAUACAAUAGGUCCUAAUAAAUAGUACUGGGAAUUUCCAUCAACAAAUAGACAAAAUUAUUUUGGCUAACAUUCACAUUCAAUUUCUAUAAAAAGGCUUUAAAAAUGUGUGAAUAUUUGGCCGAGUUCGUAUUAUAAAUGUGGCCGUAAGUAGCAGGUCAUAAAUAGGCAAUUAUACAUAUAAUUAGUUUGAGGAAUUUUGAAACCGGCCGUAAGUACAGGGGGCCGAUUUUGGCAGGUGGCCGGUAACACAGAUUUUACUGUAAUAAGUAUAACGCCACUCACACUCACUGAUUAUUAUUGGCUUUUAAGAUAACUAAUUUUUCAAAGUUUCAUCAGUUCUUCAGAGCAUUUCUUGAAGGGCUAUUAAUUAUUAUGGCAUAAGAGAAUUAGCGUUUGCUUGACUUUGGACUGAUACUGAAAACGGCUUUUUGCGUGUUGCUAUUAAUUUGCUGUCCCACAUGCAGCGACAAGUUUAGACUUGCAAAAAGUACUCGGAAAAUGUACUCGUAUAAUAAACGCGUGUACCGGGUAUUUUACCCAUACGUUACGGGUACGAGUACCGAGGACUUUAUUGAAAAUGUACUCGGGUACUGGGUAUUGACUACCAAAACUCAAAUUUGGGUACUUGUACCCGGGUAUUGCCCAGCUUUGCUCCCAGGUGUCUCGAAAACGGUUACCACGGAGGAUAACACGGAAGAAAUCAACGAUUUCGUGUUGGUAGACCGCCGACUGAAGGUGCGCGAGAUAGCUUAGGCAGGAGACGUCUCAAAAGAUCUCGUUGGCCAUAUCCUGCAUGACAUUUUUGGGCAUAAGGAAGCUGUCGGCGCGAUGGGUGCCGAGUUUUCUCACUCCGGACAAUAAGCGCAUUUAUUAGACCACUUCAGGGCAGUGUCUGAUGCUGUUUCAGCGUAAUCCAAAUGAGGUUCUACGUUGUUUCAUAACCUUCUACGAAACAUGGUUCCACUGAUACACAUCGGAGACCGUGGAACAGUCGGGACAGUGGACGUCACCUCGAGAACGUGCUCCGAAGAGGGCGAAGACUGUCCAAUUAGUGCAGUCGAUGAAGCUUCGGCGUAAAAUGGGUUUUUACCUCCGAAAUUUUUUACUAUGAACCGAUUUACUUCAAAACUUCAAACAAAAAAACUUCAAAAGUGAUAUUGACCCGAACUCCGUUUUUUAUUUUUAAGGGGUGAAAACAACCCCUUAAUGGAAAAAUUGACAUUGAGCCAUUUUAUCGCCAUAAAACGUGUUUAAUAAUAAAGAGUGACAUUGUGAAGUGUUUUCUAACACAAUAACCUCAUGUUAAACUCAUUUUCAUCCCCUUGAAAACCGUACAACACUUGCCAACAACACCUAAAUCGAAAAAAUUUACAAAAAAGAAUGUGUGUGUACUUUGUACGCACGUAAGAAGUUAUACUUCUAUUAUAUGAUUAUAUGAUUAUAAACGAAAUUAAUAUACUUUUUAUUUAUAUUUUAUUUAAAUAUUAAAUUAAUUUAUACUUAAUACUUCUCAAACAUUUUUAUUAAAACAGUGCCAAAAAUUAAAAUAAUAAAAAAAUAAAACACACACAAACACAUUAAAAAUGCCACAAAUGAUUUCUGAACAUUAAUUGUCGGAAAUUUUUUUAACUAAAUACGUAUUUUCUGAAAAUAAAAUUAUAUAAUAAAUAUACUUACAAUCAUAAAAUGUAUAAAAAAAAAUAAAAAAAUAAAAGUUUCUAUUGGGAUUCGAACCAACUUACCACGCGGCUGGUAUUUGCGUUGUAUUGGGAUUCACUCGCAUUAAAACUGCGCCACAGAGACAGCUUGUCAUUAUGUGCGAAGAUCGUCUAACUAAACUAACCUUUUGACAUUUUUAACUUAUGUAAAUCAAAUUAUUUUGAUUUUGAAUUGAAAUGAUUUAGAAUUGAAAAAAUAUAACAAAACAUAGGGUAAGAAGACAAUAUAUUAGGUGAAUAUUGAUAGAAAUUUUGAUGGUAAUCAAAUUAUGUAAAAAAAAGUAUUACAUACUACUUAUGUAUUUUGGUAGGUUCAAGGUAGGUAUCGGAGCCCGUAUAACGACUAAUAAAUUUCGCUAUCACUUGCGUCGUGCAAAGUGGCUAUGUUCAAAUAUCAUAACAAAAUUUGAUCAACUAUUUAUAAAACACUUACCAGUGAAAGAUUCUUUAGCUUUGAAUAAGCGAGAUCUGCGGCACUCAUACUAGGCACAGUUUGAUGAGCUUUCACAUUGGCAUGCAACAAUCAUCUCUUCUAUGUAAAUAAGUCCAAAAAUAUAAUAUGAAAACUAUUUAAAAAGGCAGUAUAACCAUUAACUCAUAUUUUGUUUGUUGUUUCUCUUCCUACAAAUUUUAAAACGCAACAAGCAUACAUUAUAACCAAACACAGUCCCACAGCUGUGCCACAGCUGCCAUAUUGGAUAAUUUUUGUCAUGUCAUUUGAACAUCCAAUCAGAACAAAGUUAUAAUGCGCAUGCGCCCGGUCGCUAGGUUUUCCCGUAUAAAAUUUCACCGUCAUUACGCCCGUAAAGAAGUAUAACUUCAAAAAUUAAUUUAGUAUGACAUAAAAAGAUUUAAAUAUAGAGUAAAUGAUAUUUUACGUUCUCUAUCUUAAUUAUCAUAUUAUUAACCCCCUUUCAACCCUUAAAAACAACCCCUAAAUAGAAAAAAAUUACAAAAAAUUAAUUUGGUUUGACAAGAAGACUUAAUAUAGAGUAAAUAAUAUUUUACGUUCUCUAUCUUAAUUAUUUAAUUGUUAACUCCUUUCACCGCUUAAAAUCAACCCCUCGAUUAAAAUUGUAUAAAAAAUUUCUUUUGAUAAUCUAAAAAGGAUUUAAAUAUCGUUCCACGUUCUCGAAAAAGCUAUGCUGGAAAAUCAUAUGCUCAAGUUCUUUAACCCUUAAAACUACCCUUAAAUUAAAACAUUGAAUAUGUAUGAUUAUUUAAAAAUGUUUAAUUUACUAAGUAGAAAAAAAUACGAUUAGUUUUUGGGCCAUAACUACUUCAAUUUUGAAGCUAUCACAACUUAUAAAAAACCAUUUUGAAGAUAAUUAAAAGAGCUAUAACUUUUUCAUUAUAAUAUGUAGUGAAAAACCUUUUAUUUUGAAACGGUGAAGGGUCAAAGGGCUCGAGAGCCCUUGCGCUACCGCGCGCUCUUUAAUCAAUCAUAUCUUUGUCAAUUUUUGUGUGAUAGGAAAAACAAACAAACCAAAAUUUUUGUCAAAAAAACCUAUUUUUUUUUAUUAUUACACUUUUUUACGUAUCUUUCAUUAUUUUUGAGAUAUUAUGAAAAAAAGGUGGUUUUUUUUAAAAUUCGAAUUUUUUUUAAAUAUUGGUGGAAAUGGCACUUAUGAAAUCCAUUGAUUAAAAAAAACCAUUAGAUGUUCCUCUUUUUUUCAUUACAGCUUACUCAUUUGACGUACAAAAGACUUAACAGUGCUCAUUUUAAAACUUAUUUUAAGCACUAUAAAAUCCUUUCUCAUUCGCAUGCAUAAAAUUUAUUCGCUCUUCGCUAGAUGGUAUUGAAUACAUCGAUUAAAUUUCACACAAAAUAAAAAACGGCUUUGAACUUCAAUAUGUCACUUAAUAUUGCACUAGAACAUUCUUUAAAAAACCAAUUUGUUCAUUUUUUUACCUGCUACAAUUUUGUUCAGUAUAAUUAUUAUCGUUAAAAUGCAUAUUUUUGGAGAUAUUUGCAAAAAACUGUUGAAAAUCGUGGCAAAAUUCCGAAUUUUCAAUUGCCAAUAACUUGAAAAGUGUUGGGUUUUUGAAAAAACUUUAUACAACAUUUUUUGCUUAAAAUUAGGUAUUCUAUCGAUAUCUGAGGUUAUUUUGAAAAAAAUGUUCCACCACCGAAAAGGGGUGGCAACCACCCCCAGGGUGAAAACGGAGUUCGGGUCAAUAUCACUUUUGAAGUUAAGGGUAGGAUAAGCCUAAUUCCAAAAUUUCAUGUAAAUCGGUUCAUAGUAAAAAAUUUCUGAGGUAAAAAGCUUCAAUGACUGCACUAAAUCUGCCGGAAAGGUGAUGGCCACCAUUUUCUGGGAAUCGCAACGUGUGAUCUAUAUCCACUUCCUGGAAAAGGGCGUAACAGUGACAAGGCUUUACUAUAUCGUAUUAUUGGGCCGAUUUGACGAUGAAUUGCAGAAAAAUAGCCCCAAUUGGGGAAGAUAAAAGUACUCUUCCACCAUGACAACGCUCCGGCUCACAUCUCCGCCGUCGCCUUGGUCAAAUUGGGCCACGAACUGCGGUCCCACCCACCGUAUUCUCCAGAUUUGAUCCUGUACCACUUCUUUUUGUUUCCAAACUUGGUCCUUUUGUCUUUCGGUCCUUUUCCUAGACGGAGAGAAGGUAAAUGCGUGGCCAAAGUGUCCUCUAUUUGCUUUCUCCUAUUUUCGUCGUCUCUUGUGCUUAUAUAUUGUAAAAGCCAGAGAUACAGGAUGCAGCCAGAAAGCAGUUUAUUAACGAAAAGUCUUGGAUUUAAAAUAUUGUUUAAUAUAUUUUUAUUUCAAUUAUUCUAAUUGUUUAAAAAGUAGUAAACUUUGUAUCUAGGGCUUUUCGUUGUUUUCCUCGUAUUGCGAGAAAUGCCGCUAGAUUUCGUCUUAAAAGGUGGAAUCAUUGUAUCGCGAUGGUUUCCCUUAAAUAGGCAGGGUUGUUAAUAUUCGCUUCAGAGUUGUGACUGCAUAGCUUCACUGGAGAUGCAUGGGAUGCUGAAAUAGAUAUAUGGAGAUGGUGGUCCAACACUGAAUCGAAUAAAAACAAAAACUGCCUUUAUUAUUUUGAAAAAGUCACUCGUUGAGCAGAAAUUUAAGUCGAAUGAGGAGUUCAUCACCCCCACGGAAGCCUACUUUGCAGACCUCGAGAAAACUUAUUUUUCAGGCGGGUUAAAGAAGAUGGAGUAUCGUGCUAAGAGGAGACUGCGUUCAGAAAUAAAUCACCACUUUUCCAAAAUUUUCGUUUUUCUUUUGAAGGCUAAAUACUUAUCGGACCUCCCUAGUAUUCACUUUUCUGACUUGCAAAUGAAUAUUAUAACUUAUUCUUGUCAAAUAUCUCUAACCAUUCUUCACCUUUAUUUCGACUGCUUUAAUUUAAUAUAUUUUUAGGUGCUCUUUAAAUUUCUGUGAAAUUUAGUACGAAUUUUCAUAAAAUGUUAUGACCAGAAUGGCCGAGUGUAUUUCAUCACGCCAAAUCAGGAACGUAUCUCCAUUUAUUAUUGUAAAGAAUAGUCUGUACAUGUGAUAAGGUUUACGAGAAAUAAAAAUUAUUUUUCAAAAUUGGAGCAAUUUUUUGCUUUAACAAAAAAAAAUUACAUAAAAAUCUUUUAAUUUAUUAUCCAAUAUAAAAGUUUUAUUUCUGGUAGUAUAUUUUUGCACUACCUUCCUCUUAGUAUUGACCAAUAAUAUUUUAUUCGGAAAUAUAAUAUAUAAAGUACUAAAUAUCGAAUAUUUAUUGGCAAUCAUAAAUGAAAAUUUUGUAUAAAAGAAUCAAGUAUUAAGGUUUUUGGUGAAUUUAUUCAUUUAUUACUCUUAUUUCACAAUAACAUAAACUACAAUCCUUUUUUAUAUACAAGGUGUCCCAAAAGUAGUGGAACGGUCGAAUAUUUCGCGAACUAAACAUCGGAUCGAAAAACUGAAAAAUACGUGUUGAAUCAUUUUCAAAAAUCUAUCCAAAGACACCAAACACCAACCCCCACUACACCCCCUGGAGGUGGGGUGGGGGUAACUUUAAAAUCUCAAAUGGAAACACCCAGUUUUUCUUGUAGAUUUGGAUUCGAUACGUAAAAGUAAGCAACUUUUAUUCAAAACAUUUUUUCGAACUGUGGAUAGAUGGCGCUAUAAUUGGGAAAAACGAUUUAUCCUGAUACCAUAGGUAAAUUAUGGAAACGGUCUAAUAUCUCGAGAAAUACACGUCCAAAUGAGAAACCAAAAAACACCCCCUGGAGGUGGGCUGGGGGGUAACUUUAAAAUCUUAAAUAGCAACCCCCACUUUUUAUUGCAGAUUCGGAUUCAUCAUGAAAAAUUAAGCAACAUUUAUUUGAAACAUUUAUUGUUAAUUGUUAAUAGAUGACGCUUUAAUUGGAAAAAUACGAACGAUUUAUAGGCGCCAUCUAUCAGCAAUUUUAAAAAAUGUUUCGAAUAAAUGUUGCUUAAUUUUUCAUGACGAAUCCGAAUCUGCAAUACAAAGUGGGGAUUGCUAUUUAAGAUUUUAAAGUUACCCCCACCCCACCUCGAGGGGUAGGUUGGAGGGUUAUGUUUGGUGCUAUUCGAUAGGUUUUUGAAAAAUUUUAAAUACGUGUUUUUUUGUCUUUCAUUUGGAAGUGUAUUUCUCGAGAUAUUAGACCGUUUCUAUAAUUUACCUAUGUUAUCAGGAUAAAUCGUUUCUCCCAAUUAUAGCGCCAUCUAUCCACAGUUUGAUAAAAUGUCUCGAAUAAAAGUUGCUUACUUUUACGUAAGGAAUCCAAAUCUGCAAUUAAAACUGGGGGUUUCUAUUUAAGAUUUUUAAGUUACCCCCCACUCUACCUCUAGGAGGUGGAGUGGGGGGUAGUGUUUAGUGUUAUUUGAUAGAUUUUUGAAAAUCAUUGAAUACGUAUUUUUCAGUUUUUCGAUCCGAUGUUUAUUUUGCGAAAUAUUCGACCGUUCCGCUACUUUUGGGACACCCUAUAUAUAUCGUGGCAAAAUUUCUGCGAACGAUGAAAAUUAACAGGCAGAAACCAAGAAUGUAUGGUUUUUCCCAUCAUGCGUGCCCAUAAUUGUCAACUGAAUCCUAAGAAAAUGUACCAUUUUAUUUUUAUUUAGGCUACUGAAAUUAUGAGACGAGAUAAUUUUUUUCUUCAGCAAUUAAGAGCUCCCCAGGGCUUUAAAAAAUCAUUAUUUAAAAACCAUCUGUUGAAGUCAUCAACAUUGGAUGCUUUGAUACAUUUCUGCUGUUGAACCUCCCCAGUUCUAUUUCAUUACAUUUUGUUUGUAAGUUCGAGGUUUGUUCAAGUUCUCUAUAUUUUUGUUGUUUUGCAAUUCAUCCCUGUUUAAUAUUGUGGUUUACCUUUUGAUUUAUUGUAUUUGUGGGUCGAUAUCCUGGAUUUACUUUUGCUCGAACUAAGUAAUGAUCUGUGUCUCCAUCUAUUCUUCUGAGCCACAUGAUCGUUUGAAAGCCAAAUUUAUUUGUGAACGUCUUUAUGUGGAAAUAUGGUUGACUUUAUUACCAUAUUGUUGUUUGCUGCUUGUAUUUCCAUGUCUUUAACAUUGUCAUUGGAUAUACUGUGGAUAAACAUUGUAGGUUGCAGGCUAGGUUCUUUGUCUAUUUUGGCCUUAAAAUCCCCGCAUAGUAUAGGCAUAACCUGUUGAGGAUUCUAUCUAUAACUCUUUCCAAGGCGUAAUAAAUAGUGUGACCAACUCCAAUUUAGUCGAAUUCGGGACAAGACUGAAAAAACUACCUAAAAUCCGGGACUUUUCAAUGAAAAUCGGGCCAUUUUUUUUUAAUAUAAAACUUUAAUAAUAUAAUUUUAUUGAUUAACAUUUUUAUGUUGACAAAAAUUUUUUUGAUGGAAUGAGUUGUAAUGAUAAUUACAUUUUUGUUUUUUGACAUUUUGUUUUUGACGUUUCGACUUUCAAGCCGGAAAUCGUUCUCAAAAAAUGAAAAAUUAGAAAAUCAACUAAUGUUGGAUUUCCAUGUAAAUUGAACCUUUGGUUAAAAUAUAAUUAUCGUGUUUUUAUAUCGUCUUUUCAGAAGACUAUAAUUAAAAUACAGAAACCGGAAAAAGUCCAGAGUUUGAGUUUUCGUGGAACUUUAAUACAACGAUAUAAAAUGCAUGCGUUUUGGAUAAUGUGGUAUUAGUAUAACAGUCUAGAAAUUGUCGACAUUUUUUCGUCCCACUAAUUCAAUUUGAUGUGAAUUCUUAGAAGAAUGAUGUAUUAAAAAUUUCAAUAUGGAAUUUUACCAAAACGUUGAAAAUUCGGAUGGCCCGGAAGCCUUGUCCGGGACGCCGGGACACAACUUCGUAAUUCAGGCCAUGUCCCGGAUUUUUCGGGCUAGUUGGUCACACUAGUCAUAAAUCAUGCAUGAUGUCUUCCUUAGUCAUUUGAGCUGAAACGAUUGAUCUACCAUUGCCCCAUUCUGCUGUAGCGUCAAUGAAAACAAAGUGAAACAUUAAUGGAAUAUAGAAUUUGACACGAUGUUGAUAUGUCAUAUAAGGAUGUGACGUGCUACACAAUUUGGAGAACAAGUCCUCGGUUGCUCAGAAUCGGAAGAGAUAUGGGAUGGUUCUUAACGGGAUGUUAUUAAUAUGCUCUUGUAACUACAUCUCAAUAUGUUCUUAACCGUCGAAGAAACUUGUAACUACAUCUUGAACUUCACUUCAAAACCUCACUGCUCUACAGCUCAAACUAAACUUAAUUUCUUGACGGCUCCAACGUAACUAACUUUCUCGAUCUCCUCAAACUCCUAUCUCCAAAAUUCAACGCAGAAAUUUACACUCCCAUUCCAGCAAUCAUCAGAUAGUUUAUCCAAUAAAAAGAAACCAAUGUUCCUAAGAACAUCCUACUAACAGUUGUAAAUAUUCUUCUUAACCAAUAAGAAAAUACUCAUUAUCCGUAAACAAGUUUUUCGGUUCUCACCAAAAUUGCUAGCUCAGCUCUAACGACUAAUUUAAACUCAAAGUCACUUGAGAAUUUUAUCGCUACUAUGGAAUUUAUUAUAUCAACAUUCCGGCUCUAGUGGACAGAAUUCAGUCUCAAAAAAACAUUAAAUUCUUUUGAUAACUCGCCGAAGAUAAACAAAUGCUCUACUUCUGGGCAAACGGAAAAUAUAUCAUAGAAGAAUUUAUGACUUUGAUUCAUUUUGAUGACCUACAUAACCAUCAGUGAGCGUUACAGAAAUGCAUUAACGUCUGUAAAAACCUAUCCUGGCGCCGAUGUGCCAUCUGAUCACAAUCUAUUGUUAGCCGAAAUAAAAUUAAAACUUAAACGGAUAAAACAACAACGAUCCUCUAACAAACUGGAUACCGAUUUUAUUAGAAACAACAGUCAGGGGAUUUCAAACAAUUUAGAGAGCAAUUUUGAGAAUAGCGAACAACAAGAAUCCAUCGAGGAUCAUUGGAACCAAAUCAAAACGAUUAUAAGCAACUCAACUCCAAACUUCAAAGAGAAAAAUCAAAAGAAGCAACAGUGGAUGAACGAUGAGAUUUUGAAUUUGAUGGAAAAAAGACGCAAAUUUAAGAAUCAAAACAUCGAAAUGAAUAAACGCAUUAAUAAAGAGACAAGGACUAAAAUACGAGCGGCAAAAGAAACAUACUUUGAAAAAAAAUGUUUAGAAAUUGAAGAGUUGCAGAGAAAACAUGAUUCAUUUAAUAUGUAUAAAAAAAUAAAAGAACUCACCGGUCAGAACAAAAAACAUGCAAAUAACAUCGUUGAUAGAGACGGAAAACUGAUUAUCACUGAUUUGGAUAAAAUAGACAGAUGGAAAGAAUACAUUGAGGAACUGUUUAAUGAUGAAAGGCCCGAGCUUGAAAUUAACGAAGUAGUUACAGGACCUGACAUAACUAUGGACGAAAUUGAACAAGCAAUAAGAUUAGCAAAGACCAGAAAAGCGACGGGACCAGACGAAAUACCGAAUGAAAUAAUAAAGCUCUUCGAAAAUUCAGGUAAAAGAUCUCUCCUUCAUCUUUUUAAUAAAGUUUAUCAAACUGGCUAUAUACCAACGGAUUGGCUGCUGUCGACUUUUGUGACGAUACCUAAAAAAGCAAACGCGAAAAGAUGUAGUGACUACCGAACCAUUAGCUUGAUGAGUCAUGUUUUAAAGAUAUUUCUACGAAUUUUGCACUCUAGGAUGUACCAAAAAAUAGAAGAACAGCUUGGUGAUACACAGUUUGGAUUCCGCAAUAACCUUGGGACCAGAGAAGCACUGUUUAGUAUUCAGGUUAUGGUGCAGAGAUGUUGGACAUCCGGUUUAUAUGUGUUUCAUUGACUUUGAGAAGGCCUUUGAUCGGGUAAAACAUACGGAAAUGAUUGCUAUUCUUCAGAAAGUGGGUAUUGAUGAUAAAGACCUACGGAUUAUCAAAAAUCUUUACUGGCAUCAACGUGCAAACAUCAGGAUUGGCUGGGACACGUCUGAAGAACUUCAAAUACGAAGAGGAGUAAGGCAGGGCUGCAUUUUGUCCCCACUAAUAUUUAACAUCUAUUCUGAGUUUGUUUUCAAUAAAGCAGUGGAUAAUGCUCAAUGUGGUAUCAAAAUGAAUGGCGUCAAUAUUAAUAAUUUGAGAUAUGCGGAUGACACGGUGUUAAUUGCGAGCAAUUAUGAAAAACUUCAACAUCUGAUUAAUAGGAUUACCACAACGUGUGAUGAAUAUGGACUCAAGCUAAACACCGCAAAGACCAAGGUGAUGGUUGUCAGUAAGACGCCAAUACAACCGGAAGUAGUAACAGCUUAUGGUGAACAAUUAGAGAGAACUAACAGUAUCACCUACCUUGAUUGUAAUCUAAAUGAGAACUGGGACAUAAGCAAAGAAAUUAGAAUACGUAUAGAGAAGGCCAGAGCUGCAUUCUUUAAGAUAAAGAAACUUUUAUGUGGAAACAACAUUACUUUGAAUCUUAAAAUUAGAUUAGUGAGAUGUUAUGUGUUCUCUACUCUUUUGUACGGUGUCGAAGGUUGGACUUUAACAGAUACUCUUCUCAAGAAAUUGGAAGCCUUUGAAAUUUGGGUAUACCGAAGAAUCCUACGAAUAAGUUGGGUGGAUAGAGUUCGUAACGAAGUUGUUUUGCACCGGAUGGGAAAAGUCACAGAAGUCGUCAGAACAGUUAAAAAUCGAAAACUUGAAUAUUUUGGCCAUGUUAUGCGACACCCAGAGAGAUAUAAUAUACUCCGUUUAAUAAUACAAGGCAAGGUAGACGGAAGAAGAGGGCCAGGUCGAAGAAGAACGUCAUGGCUUAAAAACCUGAGAGAAUGGUAUAACAGAUCCUCUGCAUCCCUUUUCCGAGCUGCCGUUAACAAAAUUUCUAUAGCCAAUUUGAUAGCCAACGUUCGAUAAUCGAGCACGGCACAAGAAGAAGAAGAUUCCUUUUGGCGGUUUAACGUAAACAGUUGAAGAAAUAAAAAUUCAUCAAUUCACGAGAAACACAAGAUCGAUUCAAUACUGUGAGAACGAAAAAAAAUCAGAUGAUCUAAUUCCACACAAUACACGGUACAAUUCCUCAAACGGAUUCAGCAUACAGGGUAAACCGAUAAUACUAGAGGCGUACUAUAAAUACGGUCUUAACACAAAAAAAUGAAGGGGUGAUAUAUCAAUGGCCUUCGUACCGUUACACUGCUGAUGUAGUAUCUUCCUUAAUGCAUUGGUGUGAAGUUUAAUACAUUAUUGGGUAAAUCAUCUGAAUUCCCGUAUGACAGACUUAUAUCUGUAAACUUCACCGAACAGUAAAGUUUAUCUUUAAAGUCUUGACUUGUCUUUUUUUUAUUCCUCCCUACGUAUGAAUUUUUUCUAUAGAUGUAUCUUACAUUCUGAAGCCGAAUUGGUCAUUGGUAUUAUGGAUGAUUUCUAAUACGGUGUGUAAUUUUUUGGAGCAGAAGUAUUUUAAGUAAUGAAGCUGGAAUUGUCAAAAGACUAAUUGCUCUGUAGAAGGUGAACAGUUAGUCAUUUCUAUUGCAUCCUGAUCCUAAGAGUUCAGUACUAAUAAAAUUUUAGCAAAUAUUCUACUCAAAAAAUAAUUCUAGUCUUUCGCUUAUAGAAACUAUUUAUUUAUUUUAUUAAUUUAUUUAAAUUGUGUUACUAUUUAGUUAUUAUAAAUUUUUAUUUGUAAGCGUAUAAUUUUUAGGAAAUUUUAGAUUUCCUAAAAAUAUAUGCUUGCAAAGGCAGGAAGACUGGCAGUAAAGAAAGCUUUUUAAAAUCCUUAUAUAUUUUCGAUAUACUUUUUCUCAAUUUGAACAAUUUGUUAAAUAAUGAAAAUUAAUUUUUAAUAUACCUUAUACAAAAAUAAUCACAUGUACAGGGUUAUUCUAAAGAUUUUGUAUAUAAAAUAUUAUUUUUUAAAUGACAUAAAUACGACAUACUGUUCUAGAUUAGUGAGUAGCAAUAUAGAGCGUAAGAUGCCCUGAAUAUUAGUUUAUUUUUUGAAGAUGGUUUGCUUUAUUAAGAAAUAGACUAUUUUUGUAAAUAAAUUUGCGACCAGCUCUUACGGUUUUUAAAUAAGCGAUAGAAGCUGAAUGAUGGUUAUGUUCUAACCCGUGAUUUAUUUCGUUUUGAAACAACCAAUAAAAGAUACUCAGAUA
Molecule: messenger RNA, 18099 nt
Organism: Diabrotica virgifera virgifera (western corn rootworm)
Lineage: Eukaryota; Metazoa; Arthropoda; Insecta; Coleoptera; Chrysomelidae
Product: zinc finger protein 62
Exons: 9
Coding region: 338-2020 (560 amino acids)
Cellular component (GO): nucleus
Source: RefSeq, a predicted model, not a curated record